Molecule: messenger RNA, 2057 nt
Organism: Protobothrops mucrosquamatus (brown spotted pit viper)
Lineage: Eukaryota; Metazoa; Chordata; Lepidosauria; Squamata; Viperidae
Product: zinc finger protein 397-like
Exons: 3
Coding region: 1-1923 (640 amino acids)
Biological process (GO): regulation of transcription by RNA polymerase II
Molecular function (GO): DNA-binding transcription factor activity, RNA polymerase II-specific; RNA polymerase II cis-regulatory region sequence-specific DNA binding
Source: RefSeq, a predicted model, not a curated record
AUGGCGGCUGAGCAGAGGGCCAGAAGAGCUGAUGGCAUCCCAAGACGCAGGGGGAUCGUCAAAGUGGAAGAUCGUCAAACCAUCAGCCCCAGAGGGCCAGAGGGAGCGGACCGUGCAGGGAAACUGCCUCGGGUCCUCCAAGUAGGGACCAUCCGAGAGUUCCUGAAUUGGGCUGCCCCACGGCAAGUGAAGCAGGAGCCCAGGGAGGGCUUGCCCGAAAUCUGGGAAGCCCAAUGGCAGGAGUUCCUCACUGCGCUCCAGUCCUCUCCUCUAGGGGAGGGACACCAGCCGCUGGCCGAGGGACCCUCCCCGUGGGGGGACAACAAAGCCUUCUUCGCCUCUUUUGAACGUCUGGCUGGAACCUGCCAGCUGCCCCGCCGAGAAUGGCUGGCUCGCCUGGUGCCCGUGCUGGGCAGGGAAGCUAAAGAGGCCUACAGUAGCCUCAGCCUCCAGGACCGAAGCGAAUACGCCAAAGUCAAGGCGGCCAUCUUGAAAGGGGACGCCUUGCGGAUGGAGGCGCAGCGCCAGCGUUUCCGGCAAUUCCGUUACCAUGAGGCCCGGGGCCCCCGGGAAGUGUACAGCCAGCUUCGGGAGCUGUGCCGGGGGUGGCUGAAGCCAGAGAAGCACACCAAGGAGCAGAUGUUAGAUCUCCUGGUCCUGGAGCAGUUCUUGACUCUCCUGCCCCAGGAGAUCCAGAGCUUGGUGAGGGAACACGGCCCGGAGUCGUGUGCCCAGGCCGUGCCCUUGGCGGAGGCCUUCCUGCUCAGGCAGCAAGAGGCCGAAAGAAAGGGGAAGCAGACUCGGGGAAUCCGAGGGGUGAACUGGGCCGAGGUGAAGCCAUCUCCCGUGGGUGCUGGGCUGAAGCGAGUCCCUCGAGAGGUGAAGCAAGAUGCCAGAAUCCUGGACCUGGGGAACGCCAACGGGGAGCGUGCCGAGAAGGCCGCGAACCGCACUACCGAAAACGGAUUGAAGGCACCCGGCAGAGCCCAGCUGGGCCAGAGAAGCUUCCAAAAUCCCGAUAACCGGGCCGCUUUCUGCCCAAGCCCAGCCUUCUUCAAGCACCAGCGGGUCCACGCGACGGAGAGCCCGCACCAGUGCCCCGACUGCGGGAAGCACUUUACGCAGCGUUCCAGCCUCACCAUCCACCGGCGGAUCCACACGGGGGAGAAGCCCUACCCCUGUCCCGAGUGCGGGAAAUGCUUCCGUCAGAGCUCCAACCUCUUGAAGCAUCAGCGCAUCCACUCGGGGGAGAAGCCCCACCAGUGCCCGGAGUGCAGCAAAUGUUUCGCCCAGCGCUCCAACCUGCUGAUCCACCAGAGGACCCACACGGGGGAGAUGCCGUACGUGUGCGCCGAGUGCGGGGCCUGCUUCAGCCAGCACCGGGGCCUGGUGACUCACCAGCGGAUCCACAUGGACGAGAUGCCCUACGGCUACGGCUGCCCGGACUGUGGCAAAUGCUUCCAGCAGAACUCGGAUCUGACGAAGCACCUGCGGGUCCACACGGGCGAGAAGCCCUACAGCUGCCCUGAGUGCGGGAAGAGCUUCAGCUACAGCUCCAACCUCAGCAAGCACCAGCGGAUCCACACGGGCGAGAAGCCGUACCGCUGCAACGUGUGCGGGAAGAGCUUCAGCCACCUAUCGACGCGCAACACGCACCAGCGGGUCCACACGGGGGAGAGGCCUUACGGCUGCACCGAGUGUGGGAAAAGGUUCAUUUCGAGCUCGAAACUCACCCGGCACAUGCGAACGCACGCCAUAUACACCCCUUACAUCUGCAACGAGUGCGGGAGGAGCUUCAGUUCCCACUCGGCCUUGACCACCCAUCAGAAGGACCACUCCGCGGAGGGCUACAGUGUGGGCGGCUUGUGGGAGGGAGCCGAGCAGGGUCCGAGCGACUUCCUGGGCAGGCUGUCCCCUCUGUGACGGUGGCUGAGCUAGCCUGUCCUUAUGAGACUACUAGUCAGGGCGCUAGUCCCUAAGGCAUCAGAAUUCUUUCAGGCCGGUUGUGAGAGUAGGCAAUGCUGGGCUAUAGAAUUAGUGUGGUGGUUUUUGGAAGA